Messenger RNA from Spodoptera frugiperda (fall armyworm), 997 nucleotides. RefSeq names its product NF-kappa-B inhibitor-interacting Ras-like protein (gene kappaB-Ras). Gene Ontology annotation, biological process: canonical NF-kappaB signal transduction. The transcript is spliced from 3 exons. The record is from RefSeq and is a predicted model, not a curated record. Gene Ontology annotation, molecular function: GTP binding; GTPase activity. Lineage: Eukaryota; Metazoa; Arthropoda; Insecta; Lepidoptera; Noctuidae. Bases 253 to 906 code for a protein of 217 amino acids.
AACAUCAACAAAGUGUUCGAGUACGAGUUGUGGUGUUGUGGAAAUCGUUCGUUUCGUAAAAGUGGAGUUUACGACAACGAAAUUAGAAAAAUAGUAACCAUACAAUACAGAAACGAGCUUAAAGUCAUAAAGCACAAUAUACUAAAACUCGUAAUAUUAGCCUACAUUGAACGCUUGACGAACCAAACCAAGUAUUGUUAUAACCACCGCAAUGUUUAGAAAGUGAAACCUUUCGGAACAUAAGUUGCGAAAAUGGGGAAAACGAGCAAAGUCGUUAUAUGUGGGAUGAAAGGGGUUGGCAAAACCGCAGUAUUAGAACAACUCAUAUAUGGGAAUGUGAAUUUAAAAUCAUGUUUUUAUCCAACCAUUGAGGAUAUUUAUGUGGCCAAUAUUGAAACUGAUAGGGGGACUAAAGAAAGAGUUUGUUUCUAUGAUACGGCGGGACUGGAGCCCCCGCUUACAGGCGAGUUCAAAGGACCGCCGCAGUCUCCGACAAUGCAGCUGACAGCCAACCAAGUACUCCAGCGCCACUACCUGGGCUUCGCUGAAGGAUUCGUCAUGGUGUACGACACCACCAGACCCGAAUCACUCGAUGUACUCAUGUAUUUGAAGAAGGAUAUUGACAGGAACAAGGAUAAGAAGGAGGUUGUAAUGCUAGUAAUAGGCAACCGCACGGGUCCUGAUGACGUCAAUAGUUUAGAAAACACAUGCUCCAAAGCUUCGAACUGGUGCGCGCGGGAAAAGAUCCGCCAUUUUGAAGUGUCUGCGAUGGAUCGACCAUCUUUGUACGAACCCUUUAUAUUUAUGACUUCGAAACUAAAUCCGGUACAAAAUAAAACAGCGUUCCCACAAUUAAGCACUUUGAGCAAGCUGACGCAGAAAAAUAACAAGAGCGAAGCCAUGUAACGGUACGUUUUUAGUCUAUGCCCUUUCUGCUAUCAACCAUGAAGGUUGGUGGUAUUGUCUGUGGUUGGAAGUGAGCUGUCAAAUUUUGGCG